CCGCAGCUCUCGCCGUCAGUCGAGCGCUAGAGUCUCAGUCGUUCGGUCGUGCGUGAAUUCUCGUAUUGUGUUUUCUUCUUGUGUUUGGUGGUUGUAUUUUGUUUUUGGUGUGUCUUGUUCGCGUUGAUUCACGCGCUGCAUUUUAAGAAACAGACGUCUUGUUUGUUUUUUUUUCAUCCGGAGUAAUCAACGCGUAUCUUUUCCAAUCUUCGAUUAGCAAUUUGAAAAAUAAGAUUAUCCGUCGUCCUUCGAUUGCGGAAGAAAACCAAACCAAAAAAUGUGGAGCCGCGAUGGAUUGAAAAACGGAUCGUCAUCGGCCAUGAUGUACAGGUCGACUCCGCACCUGUUCGUCUACCAGCCGUGCGAGGAUGACGAAGAGGCGACCGUUCCGGACGACCUAGAUGCCGAAGACACUGAACCUUCCGAUUCCGGCUACGCCGCUUCGUCUUCCGGCUCUGGGUCGGCCGCCACGCCCGAGGCCAUUUAUUAUUCGACGAUGGAGUUGUCUUCGCACCGCAAGGAGAAAGACGCCAUGCGUCGUUUGAGUUUCAUCAAGUACGCUGCGACAGAGGUGUACAGCACCGGAAGCACGAGCGGCAGCAGCAGCAGCGGAGGCGACCAUUCGUCGGUGACCGACGAUCCGCAUCUUGUUCCGGUCGUUAGCAAAGGCCAGCAGAUGCUGACCGAACUGGAACUUUUGAGAGUGGAGACUUUCUUUCGCGGUCACCAAACGCAAAUUUUCGUCGGCAAAUCGCUCGCUAAUUUGUAUUUACGACAAGCGAAAAGUCUGGUGGGUUUGAAUCGAUGUUCCAGCCAGCCGGAUGUUUGCGUCCGCACGCUGCAGCGACAGACGGACAGGCUGACCGAUUGGCAGUUGAAAUUCACUGGAAUUCCGGUCGUGUUGCUGGACCUGGGCGGGACGAAAUCUCGACGCCUGAGGCGAAUCCAGUUGAUCCUGGCCGAACGCGGGACUGGAUUCACUUUGUGGUGCGACACGAUCGACAAUUUGAGCAACUACGAAGCGGCCGGACCGACGUUCCACACGAUGAGGACGUCCACCGAUCACCGACAAAUUGCCGGACUCAGUUUCGAUUCGGCCGACGCUGCCCAGCAAUUGUUUCGGCACAUUGAGAAACUGACGUCCGAUCCGGCCAACAUCCGCCUGUCUACGCCGAAAAGGGCGUCUAGGACGUCGAGUUUGCUUCGCUUCUGGACGGGCAACAAGAACAAUCAAGUGCCUAAGAAGAAGACGGCCAAGACAGCGUUGCCACGCAAAUGCGACAUAUCGCAGCCGUGUUUUUUCCAGCACGUCACCAGCGUCGAUUCGACCGAUCGUGGCAAAUUCUUUUCACUCCAAGCUCUCGUUCCCAAUCAAUAGUCUUUUUCGCCUCAUUUCUCUUGUUAGAUUUGUAUUUGGAUCUCACGUGAUAGCCACCUCCAACAUUUUCUUUCUUGCUGUUUACUCUCGUUGGUUAUUAUUAUUUUUCUUUGUUGGCUACCACGGCGGAUUGAUUUUUCAUUCAAUUAAUUCCGUUGAGAUUGCAUUCUAAAUUUGUUCAUUUGGGCAGAUCAUUGGCCUGUGCCUUAUCUACAUAUUCAUUUACAUAUAUACAGUUUAAAGGUAACUUUUUUCAAUAGGUGGCUAGUGCUUGACAUUCAUCUUACUUCUUCUUCGCAGGCUCUUUUACGUAGCCUGAUUCACUUCCCAAUCAGCCCCCCCAAAAACGUUUGCUGUGUCCAAUCUGUGUUUGUAUGUAUAUAUCUAUAAUAUUCGCUGUUAAAAAUUUUUUUUUGGGGGGGAGGGAUGGCUUAGUUAGUUUUUUCUUUCUUUUCAGAGCUCAAAACAGUUUGGUUUCAAUGGCUGCCUUAAACGAAGCAAGGAAAAAAGAGACUGGAACAUGUUAGUUGGUUCAAAGGUAAUUGAUCCAAUUAUUUUUGGUGUAGCACGUGUUCAAAUCUCAACAUUUUGCUUACAUUUCAUUUUUUUUUAAACUAUUAUUUGGCUAUUAUUUUCGUCAUUAAGCUAAUAUUCAAGUAUUUGGUGAAAAUAAUUAAAUUAACUCAUCAACUUUUUGUAUCUAAGUCAUAUUCGAAUUGAGCUAGUGUUUUGUAUUGGUUUUCCCCCCCCACUUCAAACUUAACUUUUGUAUAAUCAAGCCCAUGCAUUACUCGUCUCUGCUGAUGAGUGCGACAUUGCCUCAUUUCUCUUUUCGGUCAACAACGCAAAAUAAAAAUUCAAUUUUUUUUUCUCUC
Daphnia magna is the source of this 2253-nucleotide messenger RNA. RefSeq lists its product as uncharacterized. Lineage: Eukaryota; Metazoa; Arthropoda; Branchiopoda; Diplostraca; Daphniidae. The transcript is spliced from 3 exons. Gene Ontology annotation, cellular component: nucleus. The record is from RefSeq and is a predicted model, not a curated record. Gene Ontology annotation, biological process: regulation of transcription by RNA polymerase II. Gene Ontology annotation, molecular function: DNA-binding transcription factor activity, RNA polymerase II-specific; RNA polymerase II cis-regulatory region sequence-specific DNA binding. Bases 278 to 1378 code for a protein of 366 amino acids.